Messenger RNA from Rhinichthys klamathensis goyatoka, 883 nucleotides. RefSeq names its product cAMP-regulated phosphoprotein 19a (gene arpp19a). The transcript is spliced from 3 exons. Gene Ontology annotation, cellular component: cytoplasm. NCBI's taxonomy places the organism in Eukaryota, Metazoa, Chordata, Actinopteri, Cypriniformes, Leuciscidae. The record is from RefSeq and is a predicted model, not a curated record. Bases 104 to 439 code for a protein of 111 amino acids. Gene Ontology annotation, molecular function: protein phosphatase inhibitor activity.
AAUUUUGUAGGAUUGGUACAUUCGUGAGCGGGCUAGAGUACUCCGCAGAUCAGGAGCUCAGAUUGUGAUUUUUAAACAUCACAGACCUAUCAUAUCAGAGUAAAUGGAGGACACAAAGCCUGAGGAAACGAAUGUGGAGGAGCAGAAAGAUGAGGAGAAUAAGAUCUGUCUAGAAAAAAUGGAGGAAGCCAAACUGAAGGCCAAAUACCCUCACCUGGGUAAUAAACCUGGAGGAUCCGAUCUGCUCAGAAAAAGACUGCAGAAGGGGCCGAAAUACUUUGACUCGGGCGACUACAACAUGGCGAAGGCCAAGACCAAGAACAAGCAGCUUCCAGUGGCACAGACAGAGAAGGCCGAGAUCACCGGAGACCACAUCCCCACCCCUCAGGACCUGCCGCAGAGGAAACCCUCUCUGGUGGCCAGCAAACUGGCAGGCUGAUACCUGCUGCGGUCCUUCACUCCACACUCCCUCUUCCUGUCUCUUCAUCCACAUUUAUCUCCGAUCCUGCAUUCCUGCCCUCGUCCUCUUUCGUUUCCUGUCUUAUCUGAAAAUACACUGAAUAUUCAAGAGUUGCAGAUGUUACAGGGCUGUAAUGCCGCACUGUGAGAUGGGUUGGGUCGUGGCUCCAAAGGCGGUUCUCAAAGUUCUCAAAAGGCCCUCUGAUAUUUUAAAUGUGUCGUAGUAUGUAGUUGAAAGUGUACAUAUUUGCUAGUGAGUGAGGGCAAACAGCAUUUUAGAAGAUGUUCUGCAUUUAAUUCUAACCAUUCCUGUAUUACCCACUGCUUAGAGCAAAGGUCUUCAACCCUGUUCCCGGGGACCCACUGUCCUGCAAAGUGUGUAUCUAACCUGCUUCAGCACAACUGAAUUUCACCCCAAUGUGUU